GCUGCAGUCAAACCUCUACAGCCCUUCAUUGACUUCGGCAGCAACCAUCACCAAGUUGAAAGGCAGGAAAGAUAGUUCAACAUAAAAGCCAUGUCUAAACGCCUGAACAAGCGUCAACAGCGCGAAGCGGAAGAGCUCGCUGAGCUGCAACGAGCUCAGGCUUCGGUCCGCCCUGACCUGGACGAGGAGGAGCAUGACGAGCAACCCGCCGAACCUAGACUGGACGAACAGAAAGAAGAAGACGAUGAGGCUGAAAGCGAGGUAGAAGAAGAACAACCGACGCGGAAGAGCGGGGGGAAGGUCUUGAACCCUUUCGCUGCUCUGAACGCUGGGGAGGAUGAGGAGGAUGAAGAAGAAGAGCUCGAUGAAGAUGAGCCCAACGAGGCUGAAAAGGAAGAACAGGUCGAGCAGCCCACCGUGACGAAGUCAUCGAAAAAGAAGAAAAAGAAGAAAUCCAAAUCCGCCCCGGCACCCGAUAACGAUGAUCUGGGGGAAGAAGUCGGGAACACAGAAACCCCGCCUCCCCAUCACACCCAGUCAACAACCACAGCAACAGCUACAGGGACCCCCGGGUCGACAUCAGGGUCAGGGAAGAGCAAGAAGAAGAACAAGAAGAAGGCUGGGUCUGUUGAGGGCGGGUUGGACGAGAUUGAUCUGGCGUUAAAAUCGUUGGGGCUCGAUCCGAAAGAUAAAGCUACCACUCAAGGCGAGACGAGUGCGAGGAAACGACCUGUCAAUGAGGAGAGUGUCAAGCGCAAGAACUUGUUGGCCGUAGAUACGAAGAGCUUGGAUUCGGAGGCCGAGCUGAAACGGUUCUUCGGGGCAAAGGUGGUCGCCUCGGCUCAACAAGGUCAAUCGACCAAACAAUCCCGCCAACAAAAACUCUUCCAGAACUACAUAUCCAAGAUCCGGACUGUCCUCGUUCCUCAUCCAAAAUCUACCUGGCCUGUCCAGUCCGGGUUUGGAGGUUUGAGCAUGAGACAGCUGGAUCUGGAAGAGGUUCUCGAGUUGUUGAAACGCAGGGAACUGGAUGGGUCUGCGAAGGGCUCGGGGUCUGGGACGGCUUUGGGAAAGUUGGAGGGUGAACGGUGGUUUACGUUUGAACAUGAUGCGGGGUGGAGACAGGUCCAUACGCAGUUCUUGGGAGCGGUCAGGAGUCAUGACCCGAACCAGCUGCAGGCGUUGUUGUCGGUCUACAAUUGGCAAAUCGACACGCUGCUCCAGAUGUCGGCGAUCUACAACCAACAAGGAGAUAUCGGAGCUGCCGCCGAUCACUGCGAGAGGGCCCUCUUUGCCUACGAUCGAUGUCUCGCCCCUGGGUUCGCUAUGAACGGGACGUGUCGGCUGGACUUUGAUAGAGUCGAGAACAGACCGAUGUUUCUCGCGCUUCAUCGGCUCGUCUCGCAUCUGGCGAGGCGGGGACUGUGGCAGACGGCGUUCUCGUACGCCAAGGCAUUGCUGUCCCUGGACCCAGAAAACGAUCCCCACGGAGCUUUCUUGUGGCUCGACUUUCUGGCCAUCAAGUCUGGCAACCUGGAUUGGAUACAAGAGAUCGGGUCGGCGUUCGACGUCGAGCAUCUGCCUGGGAUCAACCUGAACCGAGCGCUCGCACUGAGAAUGCAAGAAAAGGGGGACGAUCACAAGGCCUCAGAUGCGUUGUUGCGAGAGGCGAUCGUCUCGUUUCCGCAGGUUGUUGCCAUCUUGGCGGACAAGGCAGGAUUCAACAUUUCGGGUUCGGCAAGAAGCCAUCCUCACUUCCAAAUGCGUGUCGGGUAUAGCGGGGACUGGGAGACACCCAUGCAUUUGCUGGCUCACAUCUACGCCGCUAGGAACAACCCGCUCUGGAAAGACUCGUCGAUCGGCAACUGGUUCUCACAACAGCUCGACUUCGUCGUCAAGGACAUCGAGUCGGGCAAACACACCCUCUCGAAAUCACGGAUCCCUGCAUCAUGGGCUAGGGAGACCGGAGGCAUGCCUUUAUGGCUCGUCCGGCACGCUUUCCUCAGCGAGAGCUAUAUGGGAUGGAUCCCUCCACCUAUCGCCGCCAAGCUGGGUCACGCCUUUGACCCUCUUCCGCCGACAACGAGCAUCACGCAGUAUGACAACGCGUACUAUGCGGGCGUGCGAGCGUCGCCGCGAACCUCGGCUGCCGACCCGAAUCUGGACAAUUAUCUCGACAGGCUGAUGGACUUGUUCCAAGCGCGCUUGCCCGGAGCCGAUAUCCGACAUACUCGCCGGGUACUCCGAGAACGGUUGACGGAUCUCAUUCACUCGGAAGCGUUCCAAAUGGCAGGGGCCGAGAGCGAUCUCCGCCAAACGCUACUACAAGAGACGAUCCUUCAAGUCAUGAUCGAAUUGGGAGAGGAUAUGAGCGAGGAGGAAGGUGAAUGGGCAGAUCAGGAUGACGAGGAAGUCGAGGAAGGUCAAGGUCAAGGUGUAAUGCCGGGCGCAUUCCCGCAGUAAAAGCGGACCACUACUGUAUCUCUAGAUGAAUCGAUUCGUUUUAAGGUGUUCCGAGAGAAGUCCUC
Filobasidium floriforme is the source of this 2528-nucleotide messenger RNA. Its product is annotated as transcriptional repressor TCF25-domain-containing protein. Gene Ontology annotation, molecular function: protein binding. Gene Ontology annotation, biological process: ribosome-associated ubiquitin-dependent protein catabolic process; rescue of stalled cytosolic ribosome. Gene Ontology annotation, cellular component: RQC complex. The coding region runs from base 91 to 2463 and encodes 790 amino acids. Lineage: Eukaryota; Fungi; Basidiomycota; Tremellomycetes; Filobasidiales; Filobasidiaceae. The transcript has 12 exons. The record is from RefSeq and is a predicted model, not a curated record.